Cynara cardunculus var. scolymus (artichoke) is the source of this 1530-nucleotide messenger RNA. Its product is annotated as hsp70-Hsp90 organizing protein 2-like. The record is from RefSeq and is a predicted model, not a curated record. The transcript has 4 exons. The coding region runs from base 127 to 1530 and encodes 467 amino acids. NCBI's taxonomy places the organism in Eukaryota, Viridiplantae, Streptophyta, Magnoliopsida, Asterales, Asteraceae. Gene Ontology annotation, molecular function: Hsp90 protein binding.
GAACCUCUCUCCCUAGAAGUCUCUGGUUACGGUGAAAACCCUUAUUUAUCCCUCUCUCCCUGGAAAACACCAACAAAAUCAAGUCUUCCGUCCAAACCGAAGUAAACAAUUAACAUAUCGACGGUGAUGGCCGACGAAGCAAAGGCUAAGGGCAACGCCGCCUUCUCCGCCGGAAACUACACGGAAGCAAUCAAGCACUUUACUGAUGCCAUCAACAUCGCUCCUACAAACCACGUCCUCUAUUCUAAUCGUUCCGCCGCUUACGCUUCGCUAAGUCAAUAUUCGGAAGCCCUUACCGAUGCUAAGAAGACCGUUGAGCUAAAACCAGAUUGGUCGAAAGGCUACUCUCGRCUUGGUGCGGCUCAUCAUGGCUUAUGCCAAUACGAGGAUGCGGUAUCCGCUUAUAAGCAAGGUCUUGAAAUCGAUCCGAAUAAUGAAACCCUAAAAUCUGGGCUUGCGGAUGCUCAGUCGGCUCAAUCUGCCGCUGCUUCUUCCUCCAGAUCACGUGCGCCGCCGAAUAAUUUGUUCGGCGAUGCGUUUGGGCCGGAUAUGUGGGCAAAGCUAACGGCUGAUCCGGCCACGCGAUUGUAUAUGCAACAACCGGAUUUUGUUAAAAUGAUGCAAGACCUUCAACGAAACCCAAGCAAUUUGAAUUUGUAUUUGAAGGAUCAGAGAGUUAUGCAAGCGCUUAGCGUCUUGUUGAACAUCAAGAUGCAAUCUGCGGGUGAGGAUAUGGAGAUGCCGGACUCUCCUCCUGUGGAGAGGAAACGUCCGGCAGAUGAACCAGAGCCGGUGAAGGAGAAGAAGCGGGAACCUGAGCCGGAACCGGAGCCAGAACYGAUGGAGGUGUCAGAGGAGGAGAAGGAUAUUAAGGAGAAGAAAACRCAGGCGCAAAAAGAGAAAGAGGCUGGCAAUGCUGCUUAUAAGAAGAAGGAUUUUGAAACAGCUAUUGGACAUUAUUCGAAGGCGUUGGAAUUGUAUGAUGGUGAUAUUUCGUUCCUYACUAAUAGGGCUGCAGUGUACUUGGAAAUGGGGAAGUAUGAUGAAUGUAUUAAAGAUUGCGACAAAGCUGUUGAAAGRGGAAGAGAGCUUCGGUCAGAUUAUAAGAUGGUUGCUAGGGCUUUGACAAGAAAAGGAACUGCUUUGGUUAAAAUGGCAAAAACCUCCAAAGAUUAUGAACCUGCAAUUGAGACAUUUCAAAAAGCUCUUACAGAGCAUCGCAACCCUGACACGUUGAAGAGGCUCAAUGAUGCAGAGAGAGCAAAGAAAGAGUUGGAGCAACAGGAGUAUUAUGAUCCUGAACUUGCUGACAAAGAACGGGAAAAAGGGAAUGAGUACUUCAAAGAGCAGAAAUACCCUGAUGCUAUCAAGCACUACACAGAGUCUUUGAGAAGAAACCCCAAAGAUGCAAGGAUUUGUUUUGAGAUAUUUCUUAAGGUGUGGGUUCCUUGGACAAUAAGGUUGGAAGAUCAACAUCCGACGAGGGAUGGAACUAGUGGAAUGCCGGUGACUACGAGGGCUGGAAGCUAG